Molecule: messenger RNA, 1972 nt
Organism: Musa acuminata subsp. malaccensis (wild Malaysian banana)
Lineage: Eukaryota; Viridiplantae; Streptophyta; Magnoliopsida; Zingiberales; Musaceae
Cellular component (GO): chloroplast envelope
Source: RefSeq, a predicted model, not a curated record
UUUAUUUGAGGACCAAACCCGAGCCCUAAUCGCUGACCCAUGGCUUCCUUCUCCAUCUCCCCUUCCUCGUCCUCAUCCUUCACCUCGAGAUCUCGCUGCCUCUGCUCCAAGCCCCGCCCCUCCAAGCCCUUCCUCCUCCUCCUCGCCUCCCCCUACCGUACCGCUCUCUCAUCUUCCUUCCCCUCCUCGGUGCGUGUCGGCAUCGCCCUCAGAUGCCCGAGCCUUAGGGUUCCUCCGUCUUCGUCCAUCCGCGCCAGCGUGCAGGUUCCGGAGGGAAUCCGGCCGGGGAGCGGGGUGGAGACGGACAAGCUGCCCUCCGAUGUGCGCGACCGCGCCGUGGAGGCCGUGGAUUAUUACGGUGGGAGGGUCACGAUUGGAGAUGUGGCGAGCAAGACUGGGCUUAAGCUGAACGAAGCUGAGAGAGCUCUGCAGGCACUCGCUGCGGAUACUGGUGGAUUCUUGGAGGUUUCAGAUGAAGGUGAUGUUCUUUAUGCUUUCCCAAAGGAUUAUCGCUCAAAUCUUGCUGCAAAAUCUUUUAGGAUGAAAGUUGAACCUUUUAUAAACAAAAUGAAGGCAGCAGCAGCAUAUCUAAUCAGAGUUUCCUUUGGCACUGCACUUAUUGCCUCGAUAGUCCUUGUAUAUACAACAAUCAUUGUGCUUAUUUCUUCUAGUCGGAGUGACACCGAAGACAAUCGUGGUAGACGAGGAGGAAGAUCAUAUGGCUCUGACUUCGCUGUUAUCUUUCAUCCGACUGAUUUGUUCUGGUACUGGGAUAUAAAUUACUACCGGAGGCGGCAGAUGAAGAAAGAUGGUGGAAUGAACUUUGUUGAAUCUGUUUUCUCAUUUGUAUUUGGUGAUGGGGAUCCAAAUCAAGGACUUGAAGAAGAGAGGUGGAAGCUGAUAGGACAAUAUAUUUCCUCAAAUGGUGGUGUUGUUGCAGCGGAAGAACUCGCUCCAUAUCUUGAUGUACCACCUAUUGAAGAAACACAGGAUGAUGAAUCAUUUGUCCUACCUGUACUCUUGCGGUUUCAGGGGUAUCCAGAAGUGGAUGACCAGGGCAACAUACUUUAUCGGUUUCCAUCAUUGCAACGAACUGCUUCAUCUCAAAGAGCUGGUAGAAAGGAGUAUGUUGGCAAAAGGUGGACUGAGUGGGUUAAUGGUGUUGAGAAAUAUUUUGAGGAGAAGAAGUGGCUAUUCAGUAAAACAGGGGCUUCAGAGAAAGCAAUGGUUAUAGGUUUGGGAGCACUUAAUUUUUUUGGAAUCAUUGUCCUUGGUAGCAUGCUAAAGGAAAUAUCUGUUGCGCCUGGUGGACUGGUUUCUUUUGUUUCCCAGUUAUUUCCUCUACUACAGAUAUAUGCUUCAUCUUUUUUCGCAAUACCUUUAUUUAGAUGGUUCCUGCUGCUGAAGACUAACAAAGAUAUUGAGAAGAGGAACGGAGCCAGGAAACAGCGAGCUCAGAUACUUGAUUUGCCAGAUCCAUCUUUAAGAAGAAAGUUGCUGAAUGCUCGAGAUAUGGCACGGCGAACGGUAAUAAGUUCAGACAGGAUAGUCUAUACUACCGAGAAGGAUUUCUUGGACCAAGAUUAUGAGACUAGAGAUUGGGACGAGAGAUUUAGAGAACUUGAAAAAUGAGACUGACGAAGCAAGAGAUUGUUUCCGCUUGAUUCUGUAUAUUGCAGCAUGUUCUUGUUGCUGUUCUUUCUCCACCUAGGAAGACUGCAAUUACUCUCGGCAUUGCCAGUUAAAUUAAUUGUCAACAUGAAAUUGAAGCUUACCCUGCAACAGGCCUUCCCUCUGUUUCUCUCAUUCCAGUGGGGAUGGCUUUUAAUUUGGAAAUUUGUUCAUAGCUUUACAAUGUAUGUUGCAACUUCCAAUUGAUGCUGCAUCACUUUUUUACCGCAAAAUACAUUUGUAUAUAUUGUUAAUCAGAUGCUAAAGCAAUAUUCAUAUCCAAAAGCUUAUAGUUUGUUGU